AUGUGGAAGUGUGUGAAUGAGUGCUGCCUGGUUUAACGGUCUUAGCGAGAUUUUCACUGUAGAACUAUCCAGUACCCAAGAUGUUGCGAGUCUGCCAGAAACUUCGUGCUGCCGACGCCAAGAGUAAGAGACUCGGACUGGUGCGUACCGAGACAGACUACCUCCGUGUCCUGCUGGACGCCAUGGCCGACAUGGACAGGUAUGCGGAAGUGGAGGUGCUCAAAACUCUGGGCGACGUAAACUUGGAAAAGGGACGACUCGAGAAGAACCCGGAGAAGUUGGGCAGAGCCAUGGUGCUGUACAGGACCGCACUGCUCCGGUGUAAAGACGCAGAUGUGGGAGAAAGUCUAGAAUAUCGUUACCACUAUGUCUAUGCCGAGAAACUAAGAUUAGGGCAAGGGUCAACCGCUACAAGUAGGUAUGAGCCCCUUACUACCGCCAAGAGAAUGUCUUCGCUCGCAAAAGUGGCCGAGAAGUUCCUACACAUGGACCGAAGAUUGACUGUUGACGACAACAAGGAGUCUUUACUGAUUGAAUACACCAAGUUAGUGGUAGAAGGGAUCGUGAACUGUGACAGCAUGUCAGAAGUGGAAGCGAUCAAGAGUCUCGGCGACGUGUACCUGAAAAGAGGAACAGAAACUAGAGACGCGCCUUGUUUGACUAAGGCCACUGCUCUGUACAACACUGCACUGUCACGGUGUGAGGGGGUACAGGGCAAAAUGGCACUCAUUCACCGCUUACUGUACACAGCAAAAAUCAGACAAGGAACCAAGAGGAGUGGAAAUAAGAGUCGUAGGCACAGAGCACAACGAAAACGGCCAUGGGACUUCCCAGUGACGUCACCCAACACUGAUGUCAUCGGUGACUCAAAACGUCAACGGUGUGACAUGCCUUACCAGGAGCACCUGUCUACAGGGGACCGCGCACUGGCUGAUGGGAAACUGAACGAGGCAGAACAGAACUUUGCUUCUGCUCUCAGGCUGAUUCACGAUCCUAAAAAAACCGAUCGAUGUAAAGAGGCCGACUGUCUGUGCAGACUGGGUGACGUCUACGUCCAGCGUGGCAAAACAACAAAAGAAGGUAGGAAAUUCACACAGGCAGCAGCUCUGUACAACGCAGCCAUGGCUAGAACGGACGAGAAUAAAUACAGUGUGACAAGAAAACUGCAGGAGAUAGAGCAAUUGUUUUUCCAUUACACGGCAAAUGUGGACGCAAAACCUGUUCCUUCUGAUUUGGCCAUACGUCACAAAAAGCAGUUAGAAGAGAUGCGCAUCCGUGCAAAGUCACAACUAGACGCCAUUGAUCAACAACACAAUCCGUACCAAUACGACGAGGAUGAUCCAGUCAUGAUAACAGUCGAGGCUGAGAGAGCCGAAGCAGUCAAGGCUUUAUUCAAGAACAUCACCAAGGAUAGACAGAUGUUUAUUGAGGACCUUGUUAAUGAAUGUAUUGCCACACUUGGUACUCCUCCGUGUAAGUACGCUUUCAUCGGGUUAGGCUCACAGGCAACAGAACUGGUCACGCCCUACUCUGACCUGGAGUUCGCCAUUCUGAUUGAGGAGGGGAAGGACAAUGACGACACACGGCGGUACUUCCUAAACCUCACACACUACCUACACCUGAAAGUCAUCAACCUCGGAGAGACCAUUCUCCCAGCCAUGGCCAUCCCCUCAUUGAACGAUUUUCCAGAGAAAGACUGGUUCUUUGACUCUGUCACAACACGUGGAUUUGCAUUCGACGGCUUCAUGCCAUGGGCUAGUAAGACUCCAUUUGGACGAGACCAGACCAAGACCAAGCCUCCCGUCAGCCUUAUCCAGACCCCUGCCGAAAUGGCAACGUUUCAGCGGCUAGACGUUUCUGUGGCAGAAGGGUACCACCUGUCCGACAUCCUCAGACGAGUUGUUUACUUGUCGGGAGAACAGGUCCUCGUGACAGAGUACAUGGAAAAAGUCAAGGAAAUCACCACGGGUGAUCUACUCUCGCGUUCCCAGUCCCGUCUGUCUGCAGCGCAAAUCUUGGUGAAUAAUGUAGAGCAUCUUCUCCACCUUGAGCCCACCGGACAACUGUUAAAUGUCAAGAAAGACAUCUAUCGUUUUCCGGGUGUAGCUAUUGAAAUACUAGCUUUGUGUUGUCAGAUCACCCUCGCUAGCACAUGGAGUGUGAUAGAUGAAUUAAAAGAAAUGGGAAAGAUCCAUGACAAGAAUGCUACCCACCUUACAGUAUUGACCAGCAUCUCGGCAGAGCUCCGGUUAAGAGCAUACUUGAAUAACGGGGGACAAGAAGACAGUAUGUCCCCUCUUAUCCAGAUGAAAUACCAGUCAAAACCGCAAGAGGUAUCUGAUACUACACUGCGUUCGGUGUUCCAAAUUCCAGACAUACAAGUUCUUUUUAGAUACUACUGCAGGUCUAUCCCUUUGAAGAAAUGUAUGCCAAACAUUUACCAGGGCCAGGAAAAAAGUGUAUUGAAAAUGACAAUCUUUGAUAUCUCCCAUGAAUGUUCAGGUGGAAUAUCAAGACAACUAUGUCUGUAUGGUAGAGCCAAAAACCAUCUGAAAGCAGCAUUAGAAGACGCCGGUAACGACAUGAUCAAACGUUCGAAAAUUCUUGAACAAUUGGGGACCCUCUGGGCCUUCUUCGAUGAUAGGAAAACGGGAGUUAGGUUCUAUGAAGAGUCACUUAGGUUACGUAAAAGUAUCUACGGAGACAACACGGCACAUCCUGACAUUGCCGCGUUACUACACAACCUUGGACUGUCUUGGAGAGAACUAGGUGAUCACAAGAAAGCUAUGAGCUACUAUCAACAGUCACUAACGAUGAAGAGAACUAUCUAUGGAGACAACACGGCACAUCCGAACAUUGCCUUGUCACUAAACAGCAUUGGAUCGUGUUGGACUGAACUCGGUGGUAACAAGAAAGAUAUAACCUACUACGAACAGUCUCUGUCGAUGACAAAAACUAUCUAUGGAGACAACACGGUACAUCCGUACAUUGCCAUGAUACUAAACAACCUUGGGUGUUGUUGGCAUAUACACGGUGAUCCCAGGAAGGCUACCAGCUACCACCAACAGUCACUAACGAUGAGAAAAACUAUCUAUGGGUCCCAAACGGCACAUCCGGAUAUUGCCCAGUCACUUAACAACCUGGGGGAGUCUUGGGUUGAACUCGGAGAUUAUAAGAAAGGUACCAACUACCAGGAACAGUCACUAUCGAUGAAAAAAACUAUUUAUGGAGACAACACGGCACAUCCGGGCAUUGCCAUUUCAUUAAACGACAUUGGAUCAUCUUGGGUUAAACUGGGUGAUUACAAAAAAGCUGUCAGCUACUUUGAAGAGUCAUUAACGAUGCAGAAAACUAUUUUUGGAAACAACACGGCACAUCCGAACAUUGCCGCCUCACUACUAAACCUUGGAUUGUCUUGGAGUGAACUUGGUGAUAAGAAGAAAACAAUUAGCUACUACGAACAAUCACUAACGAUGCAGAAAACUAUUUAUGGAAACAACACGGCACAUCCGAACAUUGCCGCCUCACUACUAAACCUUGGAUUGUCUUGGAGUAAACUCGGUGAUCAGAAGAAAGCAAUUAGCUACUACGAACAAUCACUAACGAUGCAGAAAACUACCUAUGGAGACAACACGGCACAUCCUCACAUUGCCAAGUCACUAAACAACCUUGGAUCGUCUUGGAAUGAACUCGGUGAUUACAAGAAAGCUAUCUGCUUCUUCGAACAAUCACUAACGAUGCAGAAAAUCAUCUAUGGAGACAACAAGGCACAUCCGCACAUUGCCACGACACUAAACAACCUUGGAUUGCCUUGCAGUGAACUAGGUGAUUACAAGAAAGCUAUCAGCUACUUCGAACAGUCACUGUCGAUGAAGAAAACUAUCUAUGGAGAGAACACGGCACAUCCGGACAUUGCCGCAUCACUGGGCAACCUUGGAUCGUCUUGGGGUAACCUCGGUGAUUACAAGAAAGCUAUCAGCUACUUUGAAAAGACAUUAACUAUGCUGAAAACCAUCUAUGGAGACAACAUGGCACAUCCGGACAUUGCCACGACACUUUACAACCUGCAAUCAACAUGGACCAAAAUUGGUGAUCAUGAGAGAGCGAUGGAGUACAAGCAACAAUCACAAAAUAUGCAGAGGGCUUUUGAUGUCUGAAACGCAUUAUAGAUCUAAAUCAGAUUGUAAGCAAUGGGCUGCGAAUGAGAAGUUUUUUCUUCAAACGUGGAAAAUGAAGUGAAAGCUGACAACUAUAUGCUAAUAUAGAUGUCAAUUAUAUGUUAAUUAUGCAUAACGAUCAGGUACUCAAAUAAACAUUACCAUGGAAAUCAAUGUUUACUCUAUACCCGGCCCCAGAUAUUGUUUGUGCUACUAUUUUGGUUUUACCAAAAGUUUUCCUUUACAGUUUACCUUCGCCUUACACCAAACGUCAAGACUAUUUUAAAGCAAACUUUUGAGAAUGAAUAAUGAUAUUUACACAGUUUCAAGAAUGUUUACGAGUCAAUUUUAUUUUGAUUGGCCGGAUAUUGUUAACGAAACCGUCCAUCAUGUCUGAGUAGAACCCGGAAGUGACGUCACCAGUGGCAUGGCAAGUAGAGGCACGACGGGGUCGAGUUACUUCGUGAGCUUCGUUUAGCCUCUCCAUCUUGCUUGGACAACAAUUCUUUACGAAAGACGGCUCGUAGGAGUCCUUUCAAUCUGAAUAUCUCCAUUUAUGCUUAGAACAUGUUUGCUAUCUGCAUGAUAUGAUAGUAAUUUUCCUCAUCUUGAUUUGCAUGUAAAACCAACCUACUUCUUUAAAACUUGUGUAAGUGUAAUUGCAAGAUCAAGCUGUAAGAUUGACGUUGGCGCAGAAAGGGCUUUGUGCAUAGCCGGGCUUUGUGAUUCCUCUGUUAACCCAGGAUUAAAAACAUCUAUGCACAUAUCGUCAACUAUACCUAGUGUCAGUCUGUCUUCUUUUGAAUGUGUUCUAGGAUCUAACAAUCUUCCACUGGUCUAAUGCUACAGCAAAACCUCACUGACUUAUGGGUCAACUGAAAUGAUGUAACCGUACACUUCACUGACGUUUUGACCACUUUUUAUUCCCAUGUACAUUCACCAAACAACAUAUUAAGAAAUAUUGGCAUUUACAAUAACAAAACGUUAGUCCAGAUUCUGAGUGAACCUUGGUCACGGCGGUUUUGAAAGCAGUGUGUUUGUUUUCUUCUGCAGUACCAUUCUCCUGAAUGCACUUGUAUUAAAUGUAUACAGACUUUUAAAUGAGUGUCACUUGGAAUUUGUUCAUUACACCAUACAUAAAUACAUAAAAAUAAACAUAUGCAUAGCCAUACUGUAUAAUGCUUGCAAAUGACGCAUUUCAAGUUAUAUAAAAAUCUAAGUUUACAUGGCACUUUAGGUCCGUGAUGUGUUCGAAAAUUCGAAACUUAAAGAACUUCAGAUGUCUUAAAACAACACUGACGUUACUUGUACAGGUUGUGAACAGUAACAUACGAUACAAAUUUCUAUA
Branchiostoma floridae (Florida lancelet) is the source of this 5505-nucleotide messenger RNA. RefSeq lists its product as uncharacterized. The transcript is spliced from 4 exons. The record is from RefSeq and is a predicted model, not a curated record. NCBI's taxonomy places the organism in Eukaryota, Metazoa, Chordata, Leptocardii, Amphioxiformes, Branchiostomatidae. Gene Ontology annotation, molecular function: [protein-PII] uridylyltransferase activity; protein binding. The coding region runs from base 81 to 4157 and encodes 1358 amino acids.